Molecule: messenger RNA, 3585 nt
Organism: Zingiber officinale
Lineage: Eukaryota; Viridiplantae; Streptophyta; Magnoliopsida; Zingiberales; Zingiberaceae
Product: putative pentatricopeptide repeat-containing protein At5g59200, chloroplastic
Exons: 4
Coding region: 815-2581 (588 amino acids)
Biological process (GO): RNA modification
Molecular function (GO): protein binding; RNA binding
Source: RefSeq, a predicted model, not a curated record
CUAAACAGGCAGACCAAACCUACCUCUCUCUGGUCUCAUUUCGUCCGUCCAUUCUUGUUAGGGUUUUUGGCGCCGGCGUUGCGCCAACGCCCGCCCUCAGCCUACCUUCUUCUCCACCCUUUCAACCGUGCUUGCUUGAACCCGGCGCGAACAUCAGGAGCCAUAGCGAUAGGGUUUCCACCCACGUAGAAGUUCGGGGGCUCCUCUCUCUCUUUCCCCUUCCUGUCCCUGGUUAUCAUCUUGCCUCCGCCACGCCGUCUCCUGCUCGCUGCGGUCCUCGCACAUUCGUCCCGACUCGUGCUGGGAAUGGUAUUUUGUGAUUAGAAGUUGGGAUAAAACUAUAGUUCCUAUCAUGAUGGGAACGGGCGUCUUAUCUUGUUAUAAGGCGUCAUCUUGCUGAAGCUUGUUUAAGAGUUCUCUUUCUGGUGAAGAGGGGCUGGGUGAGCGAAAUCACCUUUUUGCUUCAUUGUCUAAGGGUCCUCUUUCUUGAGAAUCUGCAAUAUAAUUAUGAGCUCUCUAUCUGAAAACUUAUGCAAAGCAUUAUCAUUAUGAUUUAGUAUUGUUGUAUUUGGUUAUGAAUUACAGUAAAUUGAGUUAGUUCUGAAUAGUUAUAAAAUUUUGCAUAACAAUAUCCUGUUGUUAUAUCCUCAUAAUUCAAAUUUAUACAUUUUGAUUAACAUUUUAAAUACUCAUUAUUUUUUGCUCCUAGAUAAUUUGGAUUUGUGGGAACAAUCAUCUAUUGCAAUUGCGAACCUGGGAUUUACUGGUUCUUUGACUGCUGAAUCCUCUUUGAAAUUUUUAGUUCCAUGCAUUCAUGUUGCUGCGGAAGCUAGGGAUGCUUCUGCAAGAAUGCUCAACAAAGAGGACUUUCAGACUUGGCGUUGCACUCCAUGCUUCAGUUGUCAAGAACGGUGUGGAGUCUGACCUCUUUCUUUCAAACCAUCUAAUCAAUAUGUAUGCCAAGUGCAAAGAUUUUGAAUCUUCAAAUUGUAUAUUUGAUCACAUGCCAAUUAGAAACAUAGUAUCAUGGUCAGCUCUGAUUGCUGGGUAUGAUCAAGCCAGCAACCCAUCCAUUGCUUUGAAUCUGUUUGCUCAAAUGCCAUUUCAGCCCAAUGAAUAUAUCUACGGAAGCAUUAUUAGUUCUUGUGCAACCCUUUUUGCCCUGGCACAGGGUAGACAGGUGCAUGGUCAAUCAUUGAAAAAUGGGUAUGAAGGCAUAUCCUUUGUCUAUAACUCUUUGAUGUCUAUGUACAUAAAAUGUGAUUGCAUGGAUGAUGCUCUACGCAUCUUUAGAAGCAUCUUGAAACCAAAUUCUAUCUCUUACAAUGCAAUGAUCACAGGAUUUGCUGAGAAGUUCAAACUGGAUAAGAGUUUGGAGCUAUUCAGACUUAUGAACCAGCAAGGUUUGCAUCCAGAUGAAUUUUCUUAUGUGGCUCUGCUAGGAAUAUGCUCAACUGUGGAUGAUUUGGUAUUAGGCCUUGAAUUGCACUGCCAGACGGUCAAACGGGGUCUUGACACCACAGCUUUUGUUGGAAAUGUUAUCUUAAAGAUGUACUCAAUAUGCAAUUUAUCUGAAGAGGUAGAUAAAGCUUUUAUGUCGAUCAAUAAUAAGGAUAUCAUAACAUAUAACACUUAUAUUGAUGCAUGUUCCAAUUGUCAGGAGCAUAUGAAAGGGUUGAUGUUGUUUAGAGAGAUGACUGUAAUGGAGAAUAACUCUAGUUUAAGUCCUGAUGCAUUCACCACAGCUAGUGCUUUGGCUAUAUGUGCAGAACUUGCUUUAUUUCACUAUGGAGGUCAGAUUCAUGCCCAUUUAGUAAGAACUUGGAUGAAUCUUGACAUAGUCCUUUUUAAUGCUCUCAUUAACAUGUAUGCUAAGUGUGGCUGUAGCCGAUAUGCUAUGCUUGUGUUUGAUUUGAUGCCGAUUAAUAAUGUGAUAUCUUAUAACACAAUCAUUGCCGGGCUUGGGAACCAUGGGCACGCAAUGACCACUUUGGAAAUUUUUGAGCAGAUGAAACGUGAAGGAUUCACUCCCGAGUCUGUCACAUUCAUUGGACUUUUAACAGCUUGCAGCCAUGCUGGCCUAGUUGAUGAAGGUUUGACAUUAUUUAAUUCAAUGGAGGAAACAUAUGGAAUAUGUCCUGAAAUCGAACACUUAUCUUGCUUGAUUGAUAUGUUGGGUCGAUCUGGGAGAUUGCUAGAGGCUGAGGAUUACAUUAAAAUGUCUCCCUAUCAGAAUGACUAUGUGAUCUGGGGCAACUUGCUUUCCUCAUGCCGCCUUCAUAAAGAUGUUGCUAUUGGAGAACGGGUAGCUAUUAAGCUUUUGGAACUUCAACCGAGCACUAGUUCACCUUAUGUUCUCUUGGCAAAUUUAUAUGCAUCAGAUGGAAAGUGGGAGGGAGCUGCUGAAGCUAGGAAAUUGUUAAGAUAUAGUAGGGUGAAGAAGGAGCCUGGUUAUAGUUUGAUAGAAGUAAAAGGAGUGGCAGAAAAGUUCACAGUUGGUAAUUUUUCACAUGAACAGAUUGGAGAAAUUGUAGCAACAUUGGACAGCUUACACUGGAUAACAGGAAAGGUUCAUGAGUGAAUCUACAUUCCUUUGAUAACAAGGGACCUGCAGGUGCUUAUCAAAUAGAUCAUGGAAUCAAUGUUAAUUAUCAUUUUGUAGUCCAAUUUCUGCAGAGCAUGUUAAUGUCAAAACCAGAGUCGAAGUCCUUUAAGGUUCCUAAUACUGAGAAUAUUGUUGAAAAGGGGAAGGCUCCCUUCAAAAAUCAGACACAUAAUCUGCAUAAGAUUUGUGGAGGUUUGCAAACUACUACGUACACUGCUAGUGGGUUGCUGUCUGCUGCUGUCUGCAAGUGUUGAUGCUCUUGAAAGUAUUUGCUGGAAACAUCCCUAGCAAUCAGAAUUAUGGGAUUGAUAAUGCAUAUAAUGAUGAAUCCGUUACCACUGAAGGGAUAGUUGAUGACCAGAAUCUGACAGAUGCAGUGAUGGUCAAUUAAGACUGUUCUUAUGGUACUGCAUAAGAGCCAUUUGGAGGAUGCAAGAAAGGGAGGCUUGUUUUGUGCCACUGAUUCAUUGAUAUCAAACUUCAUUAUUCCCUUGCAGGGAAAUCACAUUUCGUGUGCCAAUGGGAGAAAAUUCAUUGUUUUCUGAACAUCACACUCAAACUGGGCGGUGCUUAUCAGUUAGGAGACCAAACUCGCAGGUGACCAAACUUCCAUCAUUUGUCGAUUACAUUUCAACAUGGCUUCUCAUCUAUUAGUACUUGUUUGGUGCAAAUUUUGUUGAUUAUUGUUAAUCUUUACUGAUAAAUUUUUUGUUGAAUGUAAUUUUAUGUGAUUAUAGCUUAAAGGUGUUCAUGCAAGUUCCCUGCUGCUCAAACCAAGCGUAGGGGUAUUUUUCAAUCCUUUCUGAGAUUACAAGUCUGUCAAAAUUUAUCAAAAUACCUACAAAAAUAAGUUUCAGGAGCGGACAUCCUUUGGGAGAAUAGAGACAUCGGAUUAAUCAUUUGUUCUUAUUUCAAAACUAUCUAGUGAGUUGAUAAAUAGAACAAACUUUUCUGAAUCAGUUGAAAGAUUCUUCCUGUCA